Messenger RNA from Eptesicus fuscus (big brown bat), 2708 nucleotides. RefSeq names its product zinc finger protein 420-like. Lineage: Eukaryota; Metazoa; Chordata; Mammalia; Chiroptera; Vespertilionidae. The transcript has 2 exons. The record is from RefSeq and is a predicted model, not a curated record. The coding region runs from base 1 to 1377 and encodes 458 amino acids.
AUGCAUUCAUUGGCUGUCCCCUGUGAAUGUGGGAAAUCUUUUACCACUAACAAUGAACUUCAUUGCCAUCAGAGAGUUCAUACGGGAGAAAAACCUCAUAAAUGCAGUGAUUGUGGGAAAUCUUUUACCAGGAGCACUAAUCUUCAUCUUCAUCACAGAAUUCACACUGGAGAAAAGCCUUAUAAAUGUAGCAAAUGUGGGAAAUCUUUUACUACCAGCACUGCUCUUCGAGGUCAUCAAAAAUUUCACACUGGAGAAAGGCCUUAUGAGUGCAGUGAUUGUGGGAAAUCUUUUAUCAGUACCAUUGGCCUUUCCCGUCAUCAGCGAAUUCACACUGGACCAAAGCCUUAUCAAUGCAGUGAAUGUGGGAAAUCUUUUCUCAGUAGCACUCAACUUCAUCUUCAUCAGAGAGUUCACACUGGAGAAAAGCUUUAUAAAUGCAGUGAAUGUGGGAAAUAUUUAUCUACCAACACUGCCCUUCAGGUUCAUCAGAGUGUUCACACUGGAGAAAAGCCUUAUAAAUGCAGUGAAUGCGGGAAAUCUUUUAAUAGGACAAGUCACCUUCAUGAACAUCAUCAGAGAAUUCACACUGGAGAAAAGCCGUAUAAAUGCAGCGAUUGUGAAAAAUCUUUUAGCACUAGCACUGACCUUCACUGUCAUCAGAAAGUUCACACUGGAGAUAAGAGUUAUAAAUGCACUGAUUGUGGGAAAUCUUUUACCAGGAGCACUUCCCUUCGAGAUCAUCAGAGAUUGCACACUGGAGAAAGGCCCUAUGAGUGCAGUGAAUGUGGGAAAUCCUUUGCCAGGAGCAAUGACCUUCGUGUUCAUCACAGAAUUCACACUGGAGAAAAGCCUUAUAAAUGCAGUGAAUGUGGGAAAUCUUUUAGCACUAGCACUGACCUUCACUGUCAUCAGAAAGUUCACACUGGAGAAAGGCCUUAUAAAUGCACUGUUUGUGGGAAAUCUUUUACCAGGAGCACUUCCCUUCGAUAUCAUCAGAGAUUGCACACUGGAGAAAGGCCCUAUGAGUGCAGUGAAUGUGGGAAAUCUUUUUACAGUAGCAGUGACCUUCGUGUUCAUCAAAGAAUUCACACUGGAGAAAAGCCUUAUAAAUGCAGGGAAUGUGAAAAAUCUUUUACCACUAGCAGUGACCUUCACUGUCAUCAGAAAGUUCACACUGGAGAAAGGCCCUAUGAGUGCAGUACAUGUGGGAAAUCUUUUUACAGUAGCAGUGACCUUCGUGUUCAUCACAGAAUUCACACUGGAGAAAAGCCUUAUAAAUGCAGUGAAUGUGGGAAAUCUUUUACUACCAGUUCUGCUCUUCGAGGUCAUCAGAAAUUGCACACUGGAGAAAGGCUUUAUGAGUGCAGUCAAUGAUGGGAAAUCUUUUGUCAGUAGGCCUGGCCUUCAAUAUCAUCAGAGAUUGCACACUGGACAAAGGCCUUAUGAGUGGAGUGACUAUGGGAAAUCUUUUCCCCAGAGCCGUGACCUUCAUCUUCAUCACAGAAUUCACACUACAGAAAAGCCUUAUAAAUGUAGUAAAUAUGGGAGCUCUUAUAUCCAUAGCACUCUCCUUUCUGGUCAUCAGCGAGUACACACUGGCGCAAACCAUUAUAAAUGCCAUAAAUGUGGGAAAUUUUUUACCACUAAUGAGUCUCAUACAUUUAAAUACCUACAUGAUAUAAAAUCCCCAUAAGUUUUUAUGGAGUGUUUUUUUUUUUUGUUUUUGUUAUUUUAUGUUGGAACCAUAUGUAGCUAUGUUUCACUUUCUGAAAUACUUAGAUUUGUUUCCAGAUCUACGUCACUGCAUAUUUCUGUUACUUAAGGUAUUUCAUUUGUACCACCUCUAAGAUCCUAUCAAUGGCAUCAAUCACCAUCCUCUUGUGCCCAAUGAAGCUAACUCUGUUGUCGAAUUUAUUGGACUGAUUAGUGUUAGCCCCACAAAACAUAACAUUGCAGGGGAACUGCCAUUUUUAGAGAUACACAUUCCCUAGAUGACAGUGAUGGAUUUAUUGAGUGCUGAAAACAUCAAUGGAAGAACUGCCAUUCUCAUGUCUCUUUGGUUUGUGAAAUAAUGAAGGCUUUUUCAUAAGUCUUCUUUCAUCUUGGAUGUUCUAUUUACUGUGUGGGUUAGCUUAUAAGGAGGUCUAAGCUCUCCAAACAUGAUGAGGUGAAAACCUUUCAUGGGGCCUCAAACAUUCUUUGACCUUGACUGAACAGUGUGGUAUACAAAUUAACUUAGCACUUUUUGCCUAAUUUUCAUGGCUGCCCAUCUUUUCCUAAUAAACACUGUGGAUUGUGGACUCUCUUUUCCUCAUGUGAAGAUGGAAGCUUUGAGGCAAAGCCAUCACUCCAAAGAUGGGGUAGCUGUGACAACCUCAAGUUUAUCUUUGAGCUGUGUUAAUAUUUUUAUUGUUUUCAAGGGAUGCCAAUAUAUUUAAAGACAAUCUCUUUCCAUGUCUUGCAGAGGGCCAUGUGCCCUAUUGCCUUUAAUUCCAUGGGCGACGGUCACUGGUUGGAGGACCAUCGCAGUUAAGGGAAACAUUCUCACUAUAAAAACACUGGCCUAAUGUGUUUUGGAGGGGGCUGUAGCCCAUUAGAUGGAAUGUCCCUCAUCUAAACUUGCAUCCAGGAAUGUUUCUGGGCCAAAGUAGCUCAACUAAAGGACUUAUAUGCAUGCAUAUAAGCCUAAUCAAUGGACACAAACA